UUUACUGUGAAGGCAUAAUCCCGGAAGUGUUCGUGGUGUCCUUCCUGGUCGCGCUGUUAGCGGCGAAACGUAUCGAAAGGAUGCCGUCGAUGGACUACGACGACUCCAAGCCCAGCUGGGCGGACCAAGUGGAAGAGGAAGGAGAUGAAGGAUCCCUGCCAGCACCUAAGGAAACAAUCAAAGGAAAUAUCAAAACUGUUACCGAGUACAAAAUAGAUGAAGAUGGCAAAAAAUCAAAGAUCAUUCGAACAUUCAAGAUUGAAACCCGGAAAGCCUCAAAAGCUGUUGCCAGAAGGAAGAAUUGGAAGAAGUUUGGAAACUCUGAGUUUGAUGCCCCUGGACCUAAUGUUGCCACUACCACUGUCAGCGAUGAUGUCUACAUGACCUACAUCUCAAGCAAAGAUGACUUGAACGCCCAAGACCAGGAUGAAGACCCGAUGAACAAGCUGAAAGGGCAGAAGAUUGUUGCUUGUCGUAUUUGCAAGGGAGACCAUUGGACCACCCGCUGUCCAUACAAGGAUACUCUGGGACCCAUGCAGAAGGAGCUUGCUGAACAGCUGGGUCUUUCUACUGGAGACAAGGAGAAGCCUGCUGGUUCUGCUGAGCCAGAACCGGUGCAGCCUGCUCAGAGCAAGACAGGCAAGUAUGUGCCACCGAGCCUGAGGGAUGGAGGAACCCGCAGAGGAGAGUCCAUGCAGCCGAACCGCAGAGCUGACGACAAUGCCACCAUCCGUGUGACCAAUCUGUCCGAGGACACCCGUGAGACGGACUUGCAGGAGCUUUUCAGGCCUUUUGGGUCCAUCUCCAGAAUCUACCUGGCCAAAGACAAGAAUACUGGACAGUCAAAGGGUUUUGCUUUCAUUAGUUUCCAUCGGCGGGAGGAUGCAGCCAGAGCGAUCGCAGGAGUGUCAGGAUUUGGAUAUGACCAUCUUAUUCUCAACGUUGAAUGGGCCAAGCCAUCAAACAACUAAGAAGCCGGCAAACCAUCACAACCAGGAUGCCAGAUUUUAUUACUGCAGUGAAAUGUGGCUGCCUCAAUAAAAAAUGUUUCACAAAAAACGUUUUCUUUGAUCCGUUCCACAAGUCUCAAGUGUGCAUUAAAAGGUGUUCAUAGUGAAAAUAAAUGAUU
Molecule: messenger RNA, 1129 nt
Organism: Synchiropus splendidus (mandarinfish)
Lineage: Eukaryota; Metazoa; Chordata; Actinopteri; Syngnathiformes; Callionymidae
Gene: eif3g
Product: eukaryotic translation initiation factor 3, subunit G
Exons: 10
Coding region: 81-971 (296 amino acids)
Cellular component (GO): cytoplasm; eukaryotic translation initiation factor 3 complex
Molecular function (GO): translation initiation factor activity; RNA binding
Source: RefSeq, a predicted model, not a curated record